Messenger RNA from Cyanidioschyzon merolae strain 10D, 1326 nucleotides. RefSeq lists its product as hypothetical. The transcript has a single exon. Gene Ontology annotation, biological process: proteasome-mediated ubiquitin-dependent protein catabolic process. Gene Ontology annotation, molecular function: ubiquitin protein ligase activity; protein binding. The record is from RefSeq and is a predicted model, not a curated record. Bases 1 to 1326 code for a protein of 441 amino acids. Lineage: Eukaryota; Rhodophyta; Bangiophyceae; Cyanidiales; Cyanidiaceae. Gene Ontology annotation, cellular component: GID complex; cytoplasm; nucleus.
AUGUCUGGCACCGAGACAUCACAGGCUCUGAUGAGCGGCCAGUUGCCAAAAGAACGCGGCGCUGGACUUGUGAGUGUUGCGGCGGACCUGGUGCGGCUGGUCGCGAAACAGAAGAAACUUUCGGGCUCCAGUUUUGACGCGUGCCAGAACCUGAAGGAUGCUCUGGAUCGCUUCCAAGUCGCCAUACUGUCGCCUACGACAUCUGUAGAAGCACGCAAGUUGCUGUUGGCAGAGUUUCAGCAACAAGUUUUGGCUCUCUUCGAGACUCUGUCUGUACGAGAGAAGGAGUUGAAAGCUGCAAUUACCAAGUACACGAAAAGCGGGGAAAAUUGUUUUGACCCACAGAUCUCUCAACUAUGCAAUGUUCAACCGCUGGAGAAAACACUUCUUGAACGAGCAAUCGGUGAGCACCUCUAUCGAGAAGGUCACUUCGAUAUCGCGGACUCCUUCGCUAGAGAGUCCGGCCAAAGCUUUGAGGACACGUAUCGACUCCCUUUCAGGGAUUUGUACGCUAUUUUGAACGAUAUUCGCCACGGAACGCUUGAGCCUGCUAUUCUCUGGACACAGCGGGUCUCUUCCUGGAUAGAGCGAAGCAGCGAUAGCCAGGACGGCGCCUCGGAGAGCUCAGCGGCGCAAAGGAUGCAGGACUCGACAUACAUACCGCACAGCGCUACCCCGUCUGUACCCACGAACGCUGGACGUCAAGCGCUUGCCGAAAAACUACGUGAACUGGAAUUCAAACUUCAUCGUUUGCGAUUCGUCAAUUAUCUACAGGAAAGGCGACUACCAGAGGCCCUGGCAUACGCCCGCCAGCAUUUUGCUCGUUUCCAGCGUUCCCAGACUAAGGAAAUUCAGCAACUUAUGGGUUGCUUUGCCUUCGUAUCGCGUAUCGCAAAAUCUCCAUAUGCCUCAUUUUUUACCUCUGCGCUAUCCGAUGACGCCGAGCAAUCCUUUCGGCGUUGUUUCUGGGCACAUCUCGAUCUAAGCGAGGAGAGUCCCCUGUACAGCGUUGUUGCGUGCGGAACGAUAGCACUGCCAGUUUUGAUGCGCGCUACUCGACUGCUCGCAACGCGUGAAUCCUGGACACAACGGGAAGAACUUCCUGUUGAGAUAGACCUGGGCAAGAAGUACAAAUACCACUCUAUAUUCGUCUGCCCAGUUUCCAGAGAGCAGAGCACUCCAACGAAUCCGCCGUACUUGCUCCCCUGUGGCCACGUGCUCUGCAAAGAAACAGUGAACCGCCUGCCCAGGGGCAACACAAGAUUCAAGUGCCCAUAUUGCCCGAGUGAGCAGCAGGUUGCUGCUUGUCGACAGAUCAACUUCUGA